AUGGCAAUGAGUUCAGUCCGUGGCGGCAUAACCUCAACAUCUGGCUCCGAUGCGGGGACUCUGCCGUCAUUGCGGACUGCCUUUAUCUGCACGAGCGAGGAGGUGGUAGCGGCCCUCACUAUCAGGCCGCUACCAGACAGCCUGGACGAGGCAUUGUUCACGCUCUUGGAGCAGGCAUUCCGGGAAGGUCAAGACCCUGAUCCUGAACGCUUUGUCCGAGAGUUGGCCGACGCCUUAUUCACCCAUCCUUUGGAAGGGAUUGACGGUCUCGCCGAGCUACGCGAUCAUGUCGAAGAUAUCGAUGGUGAGGGUCUCAGAACAUAUGUUGCUCAAUGGAUCUACAGUCUGGGUGCUGGUCACGGAAAAAGGCUCCUCGACCAGGACGCUGUGGCGAUCAUCGAGAAUUAUAUCCCCCCUAUGGUGUCUAGUGUCGUCCUACAGAAUGCAUUCAUGAAGGGACUCCCUAGCGCUCCGAGACUCACCAAAGAUUACCGUUGGGAGCAGCUAUCAGCGAAGAGGGAGCUCAAAUCGUUGUGUCAAAGUCCCUUUUCAAAGGGUUGGUGGAAUCGGUCACUCCAAGGUCACCAAGCUGCCUCCGUCUUCCGCAGCCCCGUCUCUGAAAUCAGUCAGGCUACUCCAAGGCGCGAAGUGAGAAUGUCUGAAGGAAAUGGAUCGCCUACAAAAACGUCGGUCGAGACUAGUGACCCUCCGGACUUGGUCAGCCAACAACGACGUCACACCGCUGCCAAGAACGCGGAUAAGGCGGCAACAGCAUUUGACGGUGGUUCAUUCAAGGGUGUCGCUGAUAAGAGGGGAUUCUCCGGCUUCUGGCGGCAGCUCGAGGGCAAGCUUCUUCGACGAGGGUAG
Molecule: messenger RNA, 867 nt
Organism: Perkinsus marinus ATCC 50983
Lineage: Eukaryota; Perkinsozoa; Perkinsida; Perkinsidae
Exons: 1
Coding region: 1-867 (288 amino acids)
Source: RefSeq, a predicted model, not a curated record